AGUUUGUAUCAUGUCUUGGUACCUUAAUGGCACUAGAUUUUUUUAAGGUUCUCUUGGUGGUAGAUUCUGAGUGGAUGAAACUCUUUGUGCAGUACUAUACAUUGGUCUUUAGAGGUUGAAAUUUUCCUGGGAUUUAUCAGGUUCAACUAAUUUCUGUUUUCAGAUCAAAAGAUGUUUUGGAGGAAGUUGAACUCACCAGUAAAGAGUUGCUGGCCAUUCCAUGAGUUAGUUCCUGGCCUCAGCUGAGCAGAGUGGAGGAUGUGGACCAUCUGAGUUUCUCUGGAUGAACUUGCCAGUGGUAUGGAUAGUACCAGCAACUUUGUAGUUGAAAGAGUUUUCAUGGCCCAGAACAGCGGACCUGAACCAUAAAGAGAAAGGCUGAAGAAAUGUCAACUAUUGGAAGUUUUGAGGGUUUCCAGCCUGUGUCACUGAAGCAAGAGGGAGAAGACCCACCAUCUGAGACAGAGCACCUGUCUGUGGAGGAAGAGGACCCAGGCAAUGGCCAAAUGCCUAGGCAGAUUUCACGACAGUCAAGUGAGAUUAAAGCAACACUUUACCCCAAUCCUUAUCACAAGCUAUACAUCUCAAGGACAUACUUCGUCACACGGCCUGGGGCCAUAGAAACGGCCAUGGAAGACUUGAAAGGCCACAUAUCAGAGGUUGCUGGAGAGACCAUCCAAGGCUUCUGGCUCUUGACACAGAUAGACCACUGGAACAAUGAGAAGGAGAGAAUUUUGCUGGUUACAGACAAGACUCUGUUCAUCUGCAAGUACGAUUUCAUCAUGCUCAGCUGUGUGCAGCGGCAGCAGAUUCCCCUGAGUGCCAUCCAUCGUAUCUGCCUCGGCAAGUUUGCCUUCCCGAAGAUGUCACUGGACAAGAGACCUGGAGAAGGCAUUAGGAUCUACUGGGGAAGUUCAGAGGAGCAGUCCCUGUUGUCACGCUGGAACCCAUGGUCCACAGAAGUUCCUUAUGCUACCUUCACUGAGCACCCAAUGAUAUACACCAGUGAGAAGUUCCUCAAAAUUUGCAAGUUGACUGGGUUCAUGUCUAAGCUUGUUCCAGCGAUCCAGAAUGCCCAAAAGAAUUCCAGAGGAUCUGGAAGAGAAAAGGAACUGACAGUGUUAACUCAACCCAUUUUGAUUGAGACCUACACGGGGCUAAUGUCAUUUAUUGGAAACCGCAACAAACUCGGCUAUUCCCUCGCUCGUGGGAGUAUUGGUUUUUGAGCCCCCCCUUUUUUUUUCUUAGUAUAUACAUGCAUCAUACAUAGAUAUUCCACUAUUGAAGGUGUUUGUUUCAGUCUGCUAUGUUUUUGCACUGAAACAGUUCGUUACAUUUGAGGAGUCCUACAGGACUUUGAAUAUAUUUAGUGUCUCAGGAAAUCUGAACGCUUGAUUAGGCUGGUAGAUCCGCAUUUCAGGUCUCACACGAGAAUAAUCAAUUUUCCUUAGAAACAGAAAAUAAACACUGCUGAGCUCAUCAAAUUAUGUCUUCAAAUGAGUUUCUGAUCGUAAACUCGAGAAACACGUGGUAGGUUCUUGCUUCUCCCGGUCUUUAAAUGCAGACAUUUUCCAGGUCGUGGUCUUUAGCCCUCUGAUCCUGAUUUAUUUGCUCAUUAGCUUCUCAUUGUCUCUGUAGUUUUAGCUACUACUUUUAUGCCUAUGACUUUCAGAUACAUAAACCCAUUCCCAACAUUACUUCCAAGAUUCAGUUUUGCAAUUUUGUCCGACAAUCAUCCAUAUGUUAGAGUUUCAAAAACCUCUCAGAUUCAGAAUCUCCAAAAUCCUACAGCUCUUUGUGACAUGUUUAUAGUCUCCUUCAUCCAUUCCUGAAGUCCAUCAUUUCUGAUUUGUCAAAACUCCUUGCCAAAUAUAUCCCACAUAGUACCAUAAUGGUAUGAAGCUUAACAUUGUACCCUGGUAUAGCUGACCUCUAGAAUAGCUCGCCAAAGGCUCAUGUGCUCAGAGAUGAGACUUUUGGAAGGCCAUUGGAUUAUGAGAGCACCGUAGCUGACUUGCUGUUAAGAGGAGAAACCUGGUAAAAGCGGGUCUUGGAGGAGAUGACCCAAGGGUAUAUCUCCCUCUCCAGCUCCUCCCUUCCCUCUGUUUGCUUCCUGGCCACCAUACUGUGAGCAGUUUUUUGUCUACCAUAUCUCUCUGCUAUGGCUUUUUUGCCUUGGAGCUACAUGACCAUGGGCUGAGACAAUGAACCAAAAUAAACCUCUCUUCUUUUAAA
This is a messenger RNA of Chinchilla lanigera (long-tailed chinchilla), 2235 nucleotides long. RefSeq names its product tumor protein p63 regulated 1 (gene Tprg1). The record is from RefSeq and is a predicted model, not a curated record. Gene Ontology annotation, cellular component: cytoplasm. NCBI's taxonomy places the organism in Eukaryota, Metazoa, Chordata, Mammalia, Rodentia, Chinchillidae. Bases 387 to 1226 code for a protein of 279 amino acids. The transcript has 7 exons.